Messenger RNA from Pipistrellus nathusii (Nathusius's pipistrelle), 8688 nucleotides. Lineage: Eukaryota; Metazoa; Chordata; Mammalia; Chiroptera; Vespertilionidae. The record is from the annotation of a GenBank genome assembly.
AUGGGCGGAGGAGGGAAGUUUAAGUCGGGGCAAGACGCCGCCUCGCCUGCGCCGCCGCCGCUGUCCGGCCGGCGAGUGUGUCGGGGGAGCCGCCACCUGUUUCGGGGGGCGCGGGGCGCCAUGGCGGACCCGCCGCCCGUGCUCAUCCUCAGCCACUUCUGCCCGCGGCCCUUCGUGUGCUUCGGGGCCCUGCGGCCCGGCGCCUCCCGGGCGCGGCCGCUCGCCGUGCUCAACCCCAACGCCGAGCCGGCCGCCGUGGCGCUGCCCCGCGGGCCCGCCGAGCGCGGCUUCCAGGUCCGGCCGCGCGCCUUCCGCCUGCAGCCGAAAGAAAAAAUAGUCAUUUCUGUGAUCUGGACGCCAGUGAAAGAAGGCCGAGUCCGAGAGGUCCUGACGUUCGUCGUCAAUGACAUUCUGAAACACGAGGUCAUUUUGCUAGGAAACGCCGAGGAGCCCAGAAAGAAAAAGAGGAGUCUUUGGGACACCAUUAAGAGGAAGAAAGCUCCGGCCUCCUCAGGCCACAAGAAGAGGAUUCCGAAUAUUCCGAGUGUGAACCAGACGUUCAGCGUUCCGCCCAAAGCGGACAGAGUCAGGAGCCCCCUCCAGGCCUGCGAAAACCUGGGUGCGAACGAAGGCUGUGCCCCAACAGCCAGCGAUUCUCUCAUCCUCCAGGAGAAUAGAAUACCCAUCUCGCCCAUCAGCCCCGCUCCGGAGGAAUGCCCCGGGGACGCGUGCCUGCCCCUGCGCGUCCGGCGGUCCACCGCCUACCCGUCCCUCCAGGCACCUGUCAGCGGGCAGCUGUGGGCACUGGGAGGCGCCCCCGCGUGCCAGGAGUUCGACGACAACGUCACGCCGGAAAGUUCCUUGGACUCCUUGACUGAUGAUGUCAACGGCCCCAUGGAAGAGGCCGGUAAACACGUUCUCACCCCGAACUGCCCUUCCACGUGGGGCGUUGCCCGGAGCCACGGGGGCUUUCUGAGCCCCGGCUCCUUUGUGAGGAGCAGCCACAGGGUCGGGGAUAAACCAGUGACGUGUGUCUCCCCAGACGUGUUUCCCAAAGCGGGUUCGAGGCCCAGGCCCGUGGAACCAGACACCACCCCUGGCACGUAUCGGGCCAUUCUAAGUCCCGAUUCCUUCCUCAAGGACAAUUACGGGCUAAGCCAGAAGCUGGAACCGGAGUCCGCGAACCCGUUUGUGUCCCCAAACCAGUUUGUCCGAGAGAACCUGCCGCAUUUAGCUGUAGCUCGGCCAACGUGUCAGUUGUCGCCGCUCUCCAAAGAGAAUUCUCAGGCCCCACCGUCUCCCCCGGGGCAGAAAGAAAAUGAAGAUUUACCGCUUAUUCCUGGAGGCCGGGCCUCGAACUCUCCAGAAGCCAUCUUUGAAGAACCCGCGGCUUUGGAAGCGAUGCCGGAUGGUUCCGCUUUCACAAAACGGAAGCGGCCCGGGCUGCCCGCGGCCCCAGCUGCUGCCGGCCCGGACCCCGGGGCCCAGCCCCCGCGCCGCCCCAUCCUCUCGGCCACGGUCACCAAGCCGAGGCCGCCGGGGCCCCGGGCGCACACGGACGCCGGCGCCCCGAGGGCCAGGCGGUGCCUUCGCAGCGCGGUCGGCGGGUGUGUGAGCCCCGCAGACGACCCCGAGGACGACGGCGCCCUUCACCCCCCCCUCCCGGUCAUCGAUCCCGCCGGGAGCAGCUCUCCGGGGAGCAGAACGGCGCCCCCUGCCCCCCAGACCGCCUUGGCGGCGGCGCGGAAGAGGAAGAGCUGGGGCAGCGGGGAGGCCGCACGCGGGGCGCUGGCAGGCCCAGGACCCCCAGAGGGACGCGAGAGCAAGAGAACCCACUUCUGUCCCCCGGAGCCCCGGACCUCCACGGCCAAGAAGGCCAGAGUGCCGGCGACCCCCGGCCCGCAGGGUGCCAGCAGCAGGAGGUCACUCCUGAGGGCGCGGGCCGAUUCUUUAGCAUUCAAAACUCCUAACUCUAAAACACACAGACGGACGCCACGCAUGGUUCCUGUGGCCCAGGCUAGUCUGACCUUCAUUAAACGCUUGAAAACAGACAUCCCCCGGCACCCGAUGCCCUUCGCCGCCAAGAACGUGUUCUACGACGAGCGCUGGAAGGAGAAGCAGCAGCGGGGCCUCACGUGGUGGCUCAACUUCCUCCUGACGCCCGACCACCUCGCCGCCAAGACGCACGUCCCGACGGAGGUGAACGCCGCCACGCUGCUCCUGGGCGCCGAGAGCCACCACAAGCCGAGCGUGGCCCGCGCGCCCACCAAGGAGGAGGCGUCGCUGCGGGCGUACACGGCCCGGCGCCCGCUCAGCCGCCUGCGGCACGCGGCCUGCCGCCUGUUCACGGCGGACGGCAUGGUGCAGGCCAUCAGGAAGCUGGAGGGGGAGAUCGCGGCGCGGCGGCUGGCAGUGCGGAGGGACAGGCGGCUCUGGAAGGACGUGGGGGAGCGGCAGAGGGUCCUCAACUGGCUGCUGGCCUACAACCCGCUGUGGCUGCGCAUCGGCCUGGAGACCGUGUUCGGGGAGCUGAUCGCUCUGGAAGACAACAGCGACGUCACGGGGCUGGCCGUGUUCAUCCUGGGCCGCCUGCUGUGGAACCCUGACAUCGCCGCCGAGUACAGACACCCCUCCGUCCCCCACCUGUACAGGGACGGCCACGAGGAAGCCCUCUCUGCCUUCACGCUCAAGAAGUUCGUGCUGCUGGUCUGCUUCCUGGACCGCGCCAAGCUCUCCCGGCUCAUCGACCACGACCCCUGUCUCUUCUGCAGAGACGCCGAGUUCAAGGCGAGCAGAGACGUCCUGCUGGCCUUCUCCCGGAGCUUCCUCAGCGGGGAGGGCGACCUGUGCCGCCGCCUGAGCGGGCUGGGGCUGCCCGUCAGCCACGUGCAGACGCCCCUGGACGAGUUUGACUUCGCCGUCACCAACCUGGCCGUGGACCUGCAGUGCGGGGCGCGCCUCGUGCGCGCCACGGAGCUGCUCACGGGGGACUGGGGGCUGUCCCGGCGGCUGCGCAUGCCCGCCGUCAGCCGCCUCCAGAAGGUGCACAACGUGGACCUCGCUCUGCAGGCGCUGCGCGCCCGGGGGGUCUCCUUACAGGACGAGCAGGGAAGCGCCAUCCUGGCCAAGGACAUCGUGGACCGGCACCGGGAGAAGACCCUGGCGCUGCUCUGGAGGAUGGCGCUGGCCUUCCAGGUGGACGUCGCUCUCAACGCGGACGAGUUAAAGGAAGAAAUCGAGUAUUUGAAGCGCGCGUGGAGGGCGGGGGAAAGCUCGCCGGCGCCCUCCGGCCGCGCGGACACGUCCCUCCGGGAGCGGACGGACCGGGAGCGCCCCGAGAGCGUGCGGCUGCUGCUGGAGUGGGCGCGGGCCGUGUGCGCCUUCUACGGCGCCCAGGUGGACAACUUCACCGUGUCCUUCUCGGACGGCCGCCUGCUCUGCUACCUGAUCCACCACUACCACCCGGGCUGCGUGCCGCUGGCCGCCAUCCGCCAGCGCACCUCGCAGACCGUGGAGUGCGCGCAGUCCGGCUCCGUGGUCCUCAACUCCUCGUCCGAGUCCGAGGAGAGCGGCCUGGACCUGUCCCUGCGAGCCCUGGAGCUGCGGCAGGCUGGGACAGCCCCCGCGGAGCUGCACCGGGAGCUCCUGGAGAACGAGAGGAGGAACUUCCAGCUGGUGAGCUCCGCGGCCCGGGACCUGGGCGGCAUCCCGGCCAUGGUCCAGCACGCCGACAUGUCCAACACCAUCCCCGACGAGAAGGUGGUGAUCACCUACCUGUCCUUCCUCUGCGCGCGGCUGCUGGACCUCCGCCGGGAGAGCCGGGCCGCGCGGCGCAUCCAGGCGGCGUGGCGGGAGCACCGGCUGCGGGUGGAGCGGCGGCGCCGCCAGGAGCGAGACCGAGCUGCCAGCGUCAUCCAGGCGGCCGUGCGGGGCUUCCUGGCCAGACGGCGCCGGCGGAGGGAGGCGCGGGCCGCGCUGGCCGUCCAGAGGCGCUGGCGGGCGCUGUGCCGGCGGCGGGCAGCCCUGCGAGCCGAGCGGGAGCGCCAGGAGAGAGCGCGGAACCAGGCGGCAUCCGUGAUCCAGAGACGCUGGAGAGGGUUUUCCGCCCGGAGGCGGUUCCUGAGGCUGAGGCACUGCUCCGUCGUCCUGCAGGCUCGGAGGAGGAUGGUGGCCGCCGUCGCCGCCCACCGCCGCCGCCUGCGGGCCACGGUCACCAUCCAGCGGCGCUGGCGGGCGUGCGUGAAGCGGCGACGGGACCAGCAGCGCUACCGGGCGCUCCGAGCCGCCUGCCUGGUCCUCCAGGCCGCCUUCCGGAGGAGGCAGCGCCGGCAGCUGCGGGCCCGGACCAGAGCCGCGGCCACGCUGCAGAGGGCCUUCCGCGCGUGGCGGGCCCGGCGGCGUGCCCGGGAGGAGCGGGCCGCCACCGCCAUCCAGGCCUGGUACCGGGCGCGCCGGGCCGCCCGGCGAUACUGCCACAUCCGGGCCUGCGCCGUCCUCCUCCAGGCCCGGUUCCGGGGCCUGCGAGCCCGGCGGCUGUACCGGAGGAGGCGGGCGAGCGUGCUGGCCGUCCAGCGGCGCUGGCGGGCGCUCCUGCAGGGCAGAGCGGAGCGCGCCCGCUUCCUGCAGGCCCGGGCCGCGGCGCUCCGGCUGCAGGCGCACUGGCGGAGGAGGCGGGAGCGGGCGCGGUUCCUGAGCCUCCGGGAGACGGCCGUCAGGCUGCAGGCGCUCGUGAGACGGCACCAGCAGCGGCGGAGAUUCAGGAGGGUGAGGAGCGCCGCCCUCGUGGUCCAGGCGCGUUUCCGAGCUCGCGUGGCGGCCCGGAGCGCGCUGGCGGCUUACCGGGAGACGCGCGCGGCCGUGCUGGUGCUGCAGGCUGCGUGGCGGGGGCUGCGGGCCCGGAGGACAUUCCUGCGCGCCCGCACGUCCGCCGUGACCAUCCAGUCCCACUACCGCGCUCACGCGGCCAGAAGGAGCUUCCUGCGCCUGAGACACGCCGCCGUCCGGCUGCAGGCCUUCGCCCGGGGCCACCUGGCCCGCCGGCGGCUGGGGCAGCAGAGGGCGGCCGCCGUCACGCUGCAGGCCUCCUUCCGCAUGAGAGCGGCCCGGCGGCGCUUCCUGCGAGUGCGCCAGGCGGCGCUGGUCAUCCAGCGGCACUAUCGCGCCCGCCAGGCCCGGCUCAGCCGGCGGAGGCACCGGCAGGUGCUCAGGGCCGCCACCCGCCUGCAGGCCGUGUUCCGAGGCCACCGGGUGCGCCAGCUCCUCCGGCGCCAGGCCGCGGCCGCGUGCACCAUCCAGGCCGCGUACAGAGGCCACCGGGCGCGCCAGCUCCUCCGGCGCCAGGCCGCGGCCGCGUGCACCAUCCAGGCCGCGUACAGAGGCCACCGGGCGCGUCAGCUCCUCAGGCGCCAGUCCGCAGCCGCGUGUACCAUCCAGGCCGCGUUCCGAGGCCACCGGGAGCGGGCGCGGUUCCGGGCGGUGCUCCGGGCCGCCGUCGCCAUCCAGAGGCGGUACCGGGCCCGCACGGCAGCUCGGGACCGGAGAGCUCGGGCUGUGAAGGCGAGGACGGCGGCGCUCACUCUGCAGGCGGCCUAUCGCGGCUGGAAGGUGCGGGCGCAGGGCCGCAGGGAGCGGCGGGCGGCGCGGAGGAUCCAGGCCGCGUUCCGCACGGCCCGGGCCCGGAGGCGGUUCCAGCGGCUGAGAGCGGCCGCGCUGGUCCUGCAGCGGCGCUGGAGGGCGAGGGCCGCGGGGCGGAGGCAGCGAGCGGCGUUCACCGGGCGCCGGCGGGCGGCGCUGACCCUGCAGGCCGCGUGGAGGGGGCGGACGGCCAGGAGGCGGUACGCGGCCUGCAGGGCCGCCGCCGCCGCCAUCCAGAGGUGGUACCGGCAGGCCAGCGCCGCCCGCCAGCAGCGCAGGGACUUCCUCCGGCUGCAGGAUGCGGCGGUCCGCGUCCAGGCUGCCUUCCGGGGCCUGCGAGCCAGGAGGCAGCUGCAGUGCAUGCACAGGGCGGCCGCCGCCAUCCAGGCCGCGUUCAGGAUGCACCGGGCACAAGGGAGGUUCCGCCGGGCGCGAGCGGCCGCCCUGGUCGUCCAGAGGAGGUUCAGGGCCCGUCGCCGGGGCCGGGCGCAGCGUGCGCGGUUCGUGGCCGUCCUGCGGGCCGUGCGUGUGCUCCAGGCGCGCUGGCGAGGAGCGCGAGCCAGGCGGACCCUGCGGCGGGCGCAGAGGGCGGCCGUGCUGAUCCAGCGCUGCUACCGCAGGCACCGGGCACGCACGGCCUUCCUCCGGCGCCGGGACCGCGCGGCCGCCACCCUCCAGGCCGCGGUCCGCGGCUGGCUGGCCCGGAAGCGGCUGCGGGAGCUGCGCCGGGCGGCCGCCGUGCUCCAGGCCGCGUUCAGGACGCACCGAGCGCAGGCCGGGGACCGGGCCCUCCAACAGGCCUCGGUCCUGGUGCAGCGGCGGGACCGAGCCUGCCGAGCGGCGAGGCUGCGGGCAGAGGGGUGUGUCGGACAGGGGGGUGCAGCCGAGGUCCUCCCGGCCACACCGGAGGGAGCGAAGGCGGGACAGGCCUUGCGGGAGCAGCUCGGAGCCGCUGUGCUCACUCGGCGCGCGCACAGGAGGCACCGGCAGCGCCUCCCCCACCAGCAGCUUUGGGGGGCCCCCACGGAGGCCCAGGAAGGACACGGAGCGAAGGAGGACGGGGCGCUGGGGCCCCGCGCGCUCCAGAAGGCGGCGGCCUCUGCCCAGGCGGGUGCGGCCGGGGAGCGGAGUCUGGAGCAGCGGCCGGCGGCCCGCACUGUCCAGCCGCGUCUCAGAGGCGCCAGAACGAGGACGCGCCCCCUCCACUCGCGAGCGGCCGUGGUGGCGGCUCCGAGAAGACGCAGAGGGGCCCCCGGACGGCCGUCCUCCUGCAGCGGUUUGCGGGGACCCAGGGACCUCGACCGCAGGCGCCAGGCCCCCAGGGCGCUGGGAGCCGGGGAGCGAGCCGCCCCGCGGGCCCGGGCCUCCCUCCGCGUGGCCGUGUGUCCGGGCAGGUCCGUCCGGCGGAGGAGGGCUGUGGUUCCCCUGCCGCUGGCCCUCCGGGCUCGGCGGGCUUGGCGGGCCCGGCGGCGGGUCCUGCCGCGGAGGGGAGCGGCGGUCACCGGGCAGAAUCGCCGCCGCGCCCGUGCGUCCGCGAGGCUCCGGAGGCGAGAGCGCUCACGCGUCAGCAGCGCCAUCGUCAUCCAGGCGUGGGCGCGGGGGUUUCUGCAGAGGCGGCGGCUCCAGGAGGUCAGAGCCAGCGCCCUGACAAUCCAGGCUGCGUGGCGGAGCUACAGAGCCCGGCGGCAGGUGCGGGCCGAGCAGGCGGCCUGCAGGAUCCAGGCCUGGUUCCGGGGCUGGCGGGCGCGCAGGGAGUACCGGGCCGUGCUGAAGGCUGUGCGAGCCGUGCAAGGCCGGUUCCGGGCCCGGCAGGCCAGAGCACGGGUCCUGAGCGUGAGGGCGGCCGCAGUUACCCUCCAGGGGAGGCGGAGAGCCACACUGUCGGGCAGGAGGGCCCGCGAGCACCUCCUGGCGGUGCAGACGGCGGAACGCAGAGCCGGAGUCCGGCUCCUGCGCUGGGCAGCCGCCGCCCGCUGCCACCUGGCUGCCGCCCGGAUCCAGAGGGCAUACCGGCGCCACGCGGGCCGGCGCCUGCGGGCCGCCAUCUGCAUCCAGAGAUGGUUCCGGGCCAGGCUGCGGCUGCAGAGGUUCAUGCACAUCCGUCACAGCAUCGUCGCCAUCCAGCACCAAGUCCAAGUCCAAGCUCGUGGGCGGCAGCGGGACCGGGCUGCCUCGGUGAUCCAGGCCGCCGUGCGCCGCUUCCUCCUCCGCAGGAAGCAGGAGCGGCUCGGCCGCGCGGCCGUGAAGAUCCAGGCGCUGUGGCGGGGCCACGCGCUGAGGAGGAGGAGCGGCUGCCCGCGGCUGGCGGCCGUCCGCACCAGCCUGCGCGCGCUGAGCGGCGCCGUGCGCGAGGAGGACCGGCUGAGCCGGAGGACGGCGCUGGCCCUGCACCACCUGCUCACCUACCGGCACCUGUCGGCCGUCCUUGAGGCCCUGCGGCACCUGGAGGUGGCCACCAGGCUGUCCCCGCGCUGCUGCGAGGACUUGGCCCAGAGCGGCGCGCUCCGCCAGCUCUUCCUGCUGAUCCGCAGCUGUAACCGCAGCGUGCCCUGCAUGGAGGUGGUCAGCUACGCCGUGCAGGUGCUGCUGCACGUGGCCAAGUACGAGCGGACGGUGGCCGCGGUGAGCGCCGUGGACGGCUGCGUGGACACGCUGCUGGGCCUUCUGCGCGUGUACCGGGAGAAGCCAGGCGACCGGCUCGCCGACAAGAGCGGGGACAUCUUCACCCGGACCUGCUGCCUGCUGGCCGCCCUGCUGAGGGCGACAGGCCCGGCCACGGAAGCUCAGGUCAGGUCCAAGGUCGCCGGCUGUGUGAGCAGCAUCUACAGGCUCACAGCGCAGAAGCACCGAGCGGACUCGGAGCGGACGCUCCCCGGGCCCAGCCACAACUCCUCCGCCAGCCUGCCCCGCCUCCCGGAGAGCCCCGCCAGGGCCCGGCCGGUGGCGCGCCUGCAGCCGGACUGGGUCCUGAGGAGAGAGGCCGGGCAGGAAAUCACGACGCCCCUGCAGGCCGCGCAGCUGGUCAUGGACACGCUGGGCCUGCCUUACCCGUGA